GAUGGUAACAUUCAAUCUGAACUGUAAGGUCAUUUUACGAUACCUUGCUCUACAUCAAUUCUCGCGCAACGCGAUUGUCUGUUUUUUUACCGUUAGUAUGGGGGAUAUGACGUUCAUAUCAGCCAUUGCAGUAUCAGAUUCUUAUGGAAAUAUAUUCCGCGUUUUGAAUGACAAAUUUCUCAAUAAAACCAAUUUGUUAUGGAUUUAGAUGAAAACACUAACGUACUAGAUGAAGUUGAAAAUCUUUUCAAGAAGCUAGAAUUGCUCCCAGACAAUCUUAAACGAGCCGCGUUUAAUAAAAUUAAAGAAAAGUUGCCAUUUCAAGAUAAAGCACAUAUUGAACUUUUCAAAGAUACUGAUAUAAAAGGUAAAAGACGUCCAGGAAGAAAGCGCAAAGUCCAGGUUUGUGAAAAUGUAUAUGAUGAAAAGAAGAAAGCUGAAAUUCAAUGGUUUUCAGAAAACAGGGAAACAGAGUAUGUGGUUGAAGAUGUACUUACUAGCAGAGGACGCAGAGCAAAAAGGAUCAGUUAUGCUCACAUGCAUGGAUAUGGGAAGAACCAUGAAGAUAUUAAUGAAAGACCAAGGAAUCUCAAUGAAGAAAAGAAGGAAAAAAAAGAAAUUCAGUAUUUUGAUAGUAAUAUUAUUGACAUAGUAUUGCCAGUAAAAAGACCAAGAGUGUAUUCAAAAAAAAUUAUUAAUGUAGAAAUUAAAGAACAGAACAUAAAUCCUAACAAUAUUGUAUCCAAUGCAGAGAUUUCAGCUACAAGAACAGAUGAGGCAAAUGAAGUUAUAAUACCUAACAAACCAGUUUCAGUAGUACAUAGUAGCGCAGAAUGCAUUGAAAAUGAAAACUCUGAAGUGGUUGAUGACCCUUCUGCAGUUCCAGAGGAAGCACAGACAGAAAUUUCAAGCUGCUCAGAACAAGAUAAUGUAAUAAACCAUAGUGAAAGUGGCUCUGAGAAAGAAAACAAAGUUGGGAAAGGUGUGCAAAGAAGUUCACACAUCACAUCAGGAUCAAUCAUUUGGAAAAGGCGCAAAGUUCCUCGAAACAGUAGCUUGUCUUGCCAAGACUGUAAUUUCAUGACAAGUAGCAGGUCAUUAUUAGAAAUUCAUACUCGUCGCCAUACUGGAAUUAAACCUUAUGUGUGUCCAGACUGUGGCAAAGCUUUCCAGCAAUCAUCAGGCUUGAAUGUUCACAUGAAACGUCACCGAGGCCAGAGAGAUUAUCCUUGUGAUUAUUGUGAAUAUCGAGCAUAUACAAAAGUGGACAAAUUGCGUCACAUGACAAUUCAUACAGGUGAACGAAAUCAAGUUUGUCAGUACUGUGGCAAAGCAUUUGCCAAGGACUCAACACUUCGAGAGCAUGUUCGGAGUAUUCAUGAAAGGCCUUUCAAGCAUGUAUGCAGUGAGUGUGGUUUUACAACAUAUCGGGCCAAUAACUUGAGAGUACAUGUGCGCAUGAGGCAUCGUGGGGAGUACAACAAUCAUGUGUGUCCAGUAUGUGGUGCACGUGUUAAACAGCGGAAUGCAUUCCUUGAACAUAUGCGUGCACAUACUGGGGAGAAACCAUUCAGGUGUGAACAGUGUGAGAGCUCAUUUGCCUGCCUGGCCAGACUGACUGUACAUCGUAAAUCUGUUCAUGAGCCUAGGCAAUUUCCUUGCUCCCACUGUUGCAAGACUUUCCAAACAAAGCACCAUUUAUUACGUCAUACUGUUAUACACACCAAAGCAAAACCUUUUUCUUGCCCAUUUUGCACAUAUUCAUGCAAUACUCAAGGCAACAUGACGAAACAUGUGAAGACAAUCCAUCACAUGCCACAUUUUUCGUACAGAAAGUACAAAGCAGAUCUGGAAUCGGAGGCAUUUUCUAAUGUAAACCCAGAAUGGGUAGAAAAGGGCCAGAGAGUCACGGAACUGUAUCUGAAGGAUCUGUCUACAAAACUUGGUCGAAAUGUAACUCUGGAUGAACUCAGGGAACGAGAAAGUGAGAAGCAGAAGCGUAUAAAUGAUGAAGCAGAACAAGCCAAAAUCAAACGCAUGAAUCGGAUCCAUGCACCAGAACAUUCCUAUCAUUCACGUGUUGGUAAAAUGGCUUUAUUAAAUUCAAAAACAGAAACUCUGAAUCUUGAAGGGGAAGAAAUAGUUGAUCCAUCCACAUUAAUUCUUCAAGUAGCAGCACAGAAUGCAGAUAAUUUUAUAGGUACAGUGAAUGAUGAAGACUUGUCGUCACCAUCACAUAUUGUCCAAGUGGACUUAUUAUCAGGUAUAAGUAAUGAGGAUGCUCCUAAAAGUGAGGCUUCUCAAGUAACUGUAGCUCCACACAUAGUGCAAAUACUGUCAGGCAUGAACAAGGAUGAAAAUGCAAAAAGUAAUACACAAGUCAUUCAUAUACAGACUUCAGAGGCAGGACAAGGCAGUGAAAUGGAAGAAGGUGGUGAGUUUGAGACUGUUAUCGUAUCAGAUGGUGAAGAAGGAAGUGAUUUUGUAGCAGGGGAAGUUUAUGAACUUGUGUCAGGUCAGAAUCUGCAACUGUGUUUAAAUGCAGACUACAUUGAAACUGGAGAUAGUAAUACUAUUCAGGUUUUACGGCAAGAGUCGUCAAAAAGUGACGAAGCUUACAAUGCAGAUCAGGAUUGUGAACAACAGAUGAUUGAACUUGGAAGUACUGGUCAUUUCAUGUCAAACAAAGAAGGCAGUUCUGAAGAAAUAGAUACUGUUGUUGUAAUCAUAAACACAGACCAUUCUCAAGAAAACACUACUUUGUAAUUUUGUGUUAACAUCAUAAAUUGUAAAAAUUAUUUCUAUGAACGAAAUUUGAGGCAGCUAAUGAAGAACAGUGCUUGAAGUCGGAGAAAGAGAAGCUGGAUUGUUAUGAUUUUUCAUUACAUUGCUAGAUAAUUAAUUAUUCAAGAAAUAUGAAUGUAAUAUGAGAAAUUUCCAGCCUUUAAAAUUGUAUAGUGCCUCUUUACUUUCUGUAUAAUUUGAGAUCAGAUUAAUAUAAAACUGCCUGAAUUGUAAUUCUCUUUUUCUUGUGGAAAACUAAUUACCAUAAUGAUCAGGUUGAGUAAUUAACAAAUUAAAACUACUGCAAAACAGGGAUGCUGCUUAUUGCAUCAGUUUGUUUUAAUUUUGGAUCACACCUUUGGCUGUAAAGGUGUGAAGGAUUGUAACAGUAUCUCGAAUCACACUCCUACACAGUAGAAGAAGUUUAGUUUAAAUUGUAAUACUCAGUUCCUUGAUGUAAUUACUGUAAUACUGUAUUAUAUCACAUAUGUCUGUAAAUAGUUGUUAAAACUUUGUAUUUAAUCUGUUGUAUUUAUAUGAUUACAUAUUGUAAUCCUAUCUGUAAAUAGCUGUUAAAUGAUGUAUUUACUCUACUGUAUUGCAUUUGUGUUAUGACAUACUCUACGUCUUUGGCAUGGACCUGUGAAGGAUCUAUGGAAAUGUAAAUAAAUCUGUUCUACUCAA
Messenger RNA from Zootermopsis nevadensis, 3468 nucleotides. RefSeq lists its product as uncharacterized. The record is from RefSeq and is a predicted model, not a curated record. Gene Ontology annotation, molecular function: RNA polymerase II cis-regulatory region sequence-specific DNA binding; DNA-binding transcription repressor activity, RNA polymerase II-specific. Gene Ontology annotation, cellular component: nucleoplasm. Gene Ontology annotation, biological process: regulation of transcription by RNA polymerase II. NCBI's taxonomy places the organism in Eukaryota, Metazoa, Arthropoda, Insecta, Blattodea, Termopsidae.